Messenger RNA from Octodon degus (degu), 2710 nucleotides. It is a transcript of the gene Lrrtm3, whose product is annotated as leucine rich repeat transmembrane neuronal 3. The coding region runs from base 556 to 2304 and encodes 582 amino acids. The record is from RefSeq and is a predicted model, not a curated record. Gene Ontology annotation, molecular function: protein binding. Lineage: Eukaryota; Metazoa; Chordata; Mammalia; Rodentia; Octodontidae. The transcript has 3 exons.
AGUCCGGGCAGCUUUCAGAAUGACAGUCUGCAGAAGUGAGCGGAGCGUGUGUGCGGAGAGAGGCUCUCCUGCCUCCCGGGCGCCGACGCGGCUGUGUGGCUGACCGGGUGCUGGCCGGAACCGCUGGGCUAUGGAAUACAGAUGUGGCUGCUCAGGUAGCCCCACGCUAUCUGGAGGAAUACAUCAUGCAUUCUGAGAAGAAGAAAUUGUAGAGACCAGGUUUUUGGUUGUUUUUUUUUAACCCCCUCCGUCAGAAAAAAAAAAAAAAAAACUGUAAAGAUGCAAAAACGUAAUAUCCAUGAAGAUCCUAUUACCUAGGAAGAUUUUGAUGUUUGGCUGCGAUUGCGGUGUUGGGAUUUAUUUGUUCUUGGAGUGUUCUGCGUGGCUGGUAAAGAAUAAUGUUCCAAAAUCGGUCCAUCUCCCAAGGGGUCCAAUUUUUCUUCCCGGGUGUCAGCGAGCCCUGACUCACCCCAGCGCAGCUGACAGGGGCUGGCAUGCAAGUGGCCCCCAGGCCAAAGCAAAAGACCUGAAGACGACCUUUGAACAGUACAAAGGAUGGGUUUCAAUGUAAUUAGGCUACUGAGCGGAUCAGCGGUAGCACUGGUUGUAGCCCCCACUGUCUUACUGACAAUGCUUUCUUCUGCUGAGCGAGGAUGCCCUAAGGGCUGUAGGUGUGAAGGCAAAAUGGUCUACUGCGAGUCUCAGAAAUUACAGGAGAUACCCUCAAGUAUAUCUGCUGGCUGCCUAGGUCUGUCCCUGCGCUAUAACAGCCUUCAGAAACUGAAGUAUAAUCAGUUUAAAGGGCUCAACCAGCUCACCUGGCUGUACCUUGACCAUAACCAUAUCAGCAAUAUUGACGAGAAUGCUUUCAAUGGAAUACGCAGACUCAAAGAAUUGAUUCUGAGUUCCAAUAGAAUCUCCUAUUUUCUUAACAAUACCUUCAGACCUGUGACCAAUUUACGGAACUUGGAUCUGUCCUACAAUCAGCUGCACUCCCUGGGAUCCGAGCAGUUUCGGGGCUUGCGGAAGCUGCUCAGCCUCCACCUGCGCUCCAACUCCCUGAGAACCAUCCCUGUGCGAAUAUUCCAAGACUGCCGCAACCUGGAGCUGCUGGACCUGGGCUACAACAGGAUCCGGAGUCUAGCCAGGAAUGUCUUUGCUGGCAUGAUCAGGCUCAAAGAACUUCACCUGGAGCACAACCAAUUUUCCAAGCUCAACCUGGCCCUCUUUCCCAGGCUGGUGAGCCUUCAGAACCUGUACUUGCAGUGGAAUAAAAUCAGCGUCAUCGGGCAGACCAUGUCCUGGACCUGGAGCUCAUUACAAAGGCUGGAUCUGUCUGGGAACGAGAUUGAAGCCUUCAGUGGACCAAGUGUUUUCCAGUGUGUCCCGAACCUGCAACGCCUCAACCUGGAUUCCAACAAACUCACAUUUAUUGGCCAAGAGAUUUUGGAUUCUUGGAUAUCCCUCAAUGACAUCAGCCUUGCCGGGAAUAUAUGGGAAUGCAGCCGAAACAUUUGUUCCCUGGUAAACUGGCUGAAAAGUUUCAAAGGUCUGAGGGAGAGCACCAUCAUCUGUGCCAGUCCCAAAGAGCUGCAGGGGGUCAAUGUGGUCGAUGCAGUGAAGAACUACAGCAUCUGUGGCAAAAGCACCACAGAGAGGUUUGAUCUGGCCAGGGCUCUCCCCAAACCCACGUUCAAGCCCAAGCUCCCCAGGCCCAAGCACGAGAGCAAGCCCCCCGCGCCCCCCACUGUGGGAGCCACAGAGCCUGGCCCAGAGCCUGAGGCCGACGCCGAGCACACCUCUUUCCACAAAAUCAUCGCAGGGAGCGUGGCCCUCUUCCUGUCUGUGCUCGUCAUCUUGCUCGUUAUCUAUGUGUCAUGGAAGCGGUACCCAGCGAGCAUGAAGCAGCUGCAGCAGCGCUCCCUCGUGCGAAGGCACAGGAAGAAGAAAAGGCAGUCCCUGAAGCAAAUGACUCCCAGCACCCAGGAAUUCUAUGUCGAUUAUAAGCCCACCAACACGGAGACCAGUGAGAUGCUGCUGAACGGGACGGGACCCUGCACCUACAGCAAAGCAGGCUCCAGGGAGUGCGAGAUACCUUUAUCAAUGAAUGUGUCCACCUUUCUCGCAUAUGACCAGCCCACGAUAAGCUACUGUGGGGUGCAUCACGAACUCCUGUCUCACAAGGCCUUUGAGACGAACGCACAGGAAGACACCCUGGAGACGCACCUGGACGCGGAGCUGGGCCUCAGCGCAAUCACGGCCGCCGCGGGCCGCGUCAGUGACCACAAACAGCCGCCGGCCUGACCGCAGGCCGCCCUCGCGGCGAACUUUGUAACCUCAUGGACGAGAUGAGGAAGAUUUGGGCCUUGUGGCUCUAAACACAAGACAAACCCCCUGUUCAAAUAAACAAAAAUCCGAGAUUGAUUCAUGAAAUAAAGAAGACAUGAAUUGUUUCAAGUCUACACUUUGUAAUUAGCUAAGUUGUGCAGUAUUUUUUUGACUUAAACAGAGUAUGACCCUCAAAAAAGAAAAAAAAUCGUUUUUUCAAAACUCAUCCUACCUAUGUGUAAAAACUGUACAGAGCUAAUGUAUUUUUCAUAUUGUAAAGUUUCAAUUAUAGAAACAACUGGUAUGUACAGUACCAUAAUUUAAUUACAGUUUACUUUACAAACUUUACACAUUUCAGUUUCUAAAAUUUUAAAUUAACAAA